Messenger RNA from Stereum hirsutum FP-91666 SS1, 2196 nucleotides. Its product is annotated as P-loop containing nucleoside triphosphate hydrolase protein. Gene Ontology annotation, cellular component: spliceosomal complex; intracellular anatomical structure. The record is from RefSeq and is a predicted model, not a curated record. Gene Ontology annotation, molecular function: RNA binding; ATP hydrolysis activity; ATP binding. Lineage: Eukaryota; Fungi; Basidiomycota; Agaricomycetes; Russulales; Stereaceae. Bases 1 to 2196 code for a protein of 731 amino acids. The transcript is spliced from 11 exons.
AUGGCUGGCGGAAAGAAGGACAGUCAGGCAACGGUUGGGUACAAUGAGCCUCUAUUUGGCUUCAUGCCACGAAAUGUUGGGGCAGCGCAGGUCCACAAGGCGAUGGAUGGAGACGUCAACCCCUUCACCAAACAACCCUUUAGCCAGGGCUACAAGAAGAUAAUGGCUAUGCGGAAGAAGUUGCCAGUAUACGCUCAGAUGGAGGAAUUUUACACCGUGUUCAGUAAACACCAGAUCAUCGUCAUGGUAGGCGAGACUGGCUCAGGAAAGACGACCCAAAUACCACAGUUCGUCGCAUACUCGGAUCUCCCUCAUACCAAGGGCAAGGUCGUGGCGUGCACUCAGCCGAGACGAGUAGCUGCAAUGUCAGUUGCGAAACGUGUUGCGGACGAAAUGGACGGUGAGUGUGUUCGUUCGAGGUCUUUGAAGUCAAUACAACUCGGGAAGCAAGUCGGUUACUCUAUCCGAUUCGAAGACAUGACCGAGCCUGGUACUACCUUCCUGAAAUACAUGACCGACGGUAUGCUUCUUCGAGAAGCCAUGAACGACCCCGACCUCAACCGCUAUUCGACCAUCAUCCUCGACGAAGCUCACGAACGAACCCUCGCCACCGAUAUCCUCAUGGGACUUCUUAAAUCUCUCGCCAAACGCCGCUCAGACCUCAAGAUCAUCAUCAUGUCCGCCACACUCGAUGCUCUCAAGUUCCAAAAAUACUUCACCAUUGACGACCCGGCCCCUUUGUUCAAGGUUCCCGGACGAACGCAUCCUGUGGAAAUCUUCUAUACGCAGGAACCGGAGCCUGAUUACGUGGAAGCGGCUAUCAGGACGGUGUUGAUGAUCCACAGAGCAGAGGAUGAGGGAGAUAUUUUGGUCUUCUUGACGGGUGAGGAAGAAAUUGAAGACGCGUGCAGAAAGAUCAAGCUCGAGGCGGACGACCUACAAAAUCAGGACCCAGACUCGGUCGGACCGCUUAUCUGCAUCCCUCUAUAUUCAUCCCUUCCACCCCAGCAACAACAGCGUAUCUUCGACCCACCACCAAAAGGACGUGCCGAAGGAGGCCCUCCAGGUCGUAAAGUCGUCGUAUCGACCAACAUCGCCGAGACGUCUCUUACGAUUGACGGUAUCGUGUAUGUCGUCGAUCCUGGGUUCUCGAAGCAGAAGGUCUAUAACCCACGGAUACGUGUCGAGUCGUUACUCGUCUCACCCAUCUCGAAGGCUUCAGCUCAGCAGAGAGCGGGGCGUGCUGGACGGACAAGGCCCGGGAAGUGCUUCAGAUUGUAUACCGAGAAGGACUUCAUGAAAGAACUGGAGGAGCAGACACACCCGGAGAUUUUGAGGAGCAAUUUAGCGAAUACUGUUCUAGAGUUGGUCAAGCUCGGGAUCAAGGAUUUGGUCCGGUUUGACUACGUAGAUGCACCUGCACCGGAGACGCUCAUGCGAGCCUUGGAAUUGCUCAAUUACCUCGCCGCCCUCGAUGACGAUGGUAACCUGACCCCACUUGGUGGUAUGAUGUCGGAUUUCCCACUGGACCCCCAGAUGGCCAAGAUGCUCAUCGUCAGCCCGGAGUUCAGGUGCAGUAACGAGAUUCUCACCAUCGUAGCCAUGCUUUCUGUACCAAACGUUUGGCUCCGUCCAAAUAAUCAGCGGAAAGAAGCCGACGCUGCCAAGCAGUUGCUCUCCGUCCCAGACGGCGACCAUCUCACGCUCUUGAACGUCUAUAAUGAAUACAUCAAUAACAAGCACGACAAAAAUUGGACUUGGACAAACUACCUCUCCGCCCGCUCCCUCGCACAAGCUGACAACGUUCGCUCCCAACUACAACGCAUCAUGGAACGCCACGACAUCGACUUCGUCUCGAUGCAGUACAAUGACCAACGGAAGCACUACGAAAAUAUCAGGCAGGCGCUCGUCGUCGCUCUGCAUCCAUCAUGCGGGCUGGACUCCUCACCAGAAUGGGUCAUCUUCAACGAGUUCGUACUGACAACAAGACCAUACAUCCGUGUCGUAACCGAUGUCAAACCCGAAUGGCUCCUGGAAUUGGCAUCAAGUUACUUUGACCUCAGCCAGUUCCCAGACAACGAGACGAAGCGCGCCCUUCUACGUGUCCUGAAGAAAAGAUCGGCGAAGUCUGCGAGCAGAGAACCAUCUGCGAAUGGCGAGGCGAGGGACAAGAAGCGACGGAAGGUCGUUGGAUGA